AUGGUCUACAACAUAAAAUGCAAAAAUAGCGACGCAAGGUAUGUUGGUGAAACGGGCAAACGCCUGGGCACAAGAUUGCACGAACAUCAACUUACAAGCAACCACAAAGACAAGCUGCCUUUGGUCUAUGGUCACGUGCGACAGCUGAACCACAACUUCGCCUUUGAGAAAGCGAGGGUGAUCGGCAUGGCUGGUGAGCAAAUGGCCAGACUAGUGCUGGAAAGUUGGUCCUCGACAGACACGUUAGAGCGAGCAAUCGAUGUAAAUCCCGUCCACCAAGAUUUCCGUACUAGGCUCCCAUCCGCUCAGAAGGGGACGAAAGAAGCUACGCAGGGCUGA
Molecule: messenger RNA, 339 nt
Organism: Dibothriocephalus latus
Lineage: Eukaryota; Metazoa; Platyhelminthes; Cestoda; Diphyllobothriidea; Diphyllobothriidae
Source: the annotation of a GenBank genome assembly